AUGUCGAGAGAUUUAGACACUGCAACAAAAGAAAACAGCGAUUUCCAUGUAUUUUUAUCCCAGUCUUUAUUUUCUAAUAGAAUUAAAGAAUAUCUAUAUGGGUUCUUUGGGCAGCUCUUCAAAACAAAAUACAGCCAUAAAGUAAAGUUCAGAAUCCAGCUUGUAUAUGAGCUUCUUAUCAAUUUUACCUUUAUUUUGCAGCUUUCUCCUUUGUGGUGGUCUCCAAGCAUGAAAGCAUCAGGAUGGAGCUCAUAUCGAGGAUUUUGGCAAGGGAUUGCCUUUGUCAGCUAUGAUGAAGUUUGUGCUUAUUUUUCAAUUAUGAAUUUUUGCCUUUACGGGACGAUUUUUUUGAUAGGAUCUUGCAUUGGGUCAUUUUUGAUAUUUGGAUUUUAUGCUAAUUCACAUGAUUGUUAAUUAUUAUUUCCUGUGAAAAUUAAAGUUAAAAUAUAAAAAAUGGCUUUAAUUGAAACUAUUCAGCAUAUAUUUACUUUGGAAAAGAGAUUCCUUUGAUACUUUCCAUUUUGCCUCGAAAAAUUGCUGUUCUUUUAACUACAGUUUGCAUUAUUCCAAGCACGAUGAUUUUUGUUAUGAUGAUAAAAUACUCAAUAGUAAAAUACGAAAAAAUCCAAGAAUACGCAGGAGAGAUGUCAUCCAGUGUAUAUAACUAUGGAGUAUGAGGAGUUUUUCUAGGACUUUUCUGCCUCUGGGCUUUGAUUUUUGUAAAUAUUUUUAGCGAGUCAUUUAGCUGUGAUAUGAAACAUUCCCAUUCACAGAAAAAUUUAAAAGCUCGGUCAUGUGCUAGUUUUGACUUGCAAAGAAGAGGGUUUUAUAUGAUCAUGUGCAUUUUAUAUAUUUUUCUAAUAUGAAUGAUCACCCUAUUUUUGAAAAAUUAAUACUAAAUAGCUUAUUUUUAGGUUUUUAAAGAUAUUUAAGGCAUAAUCUAUCCUUUCUGCAAUAGUUUAUGUUUCAUUUGGAAACUCUGAUCACGCCUUUGCUUAUCAAAUUGUUUUACUUAUGGGCUCAUUAUAUCUUUUUACAAUAUGCGUUAAAUCUGCACAAUAUUUUAACGUAAUUGAAAACUCUAUUCAAGCUUGUAACCUAGCGGUGAUUUCUUCUACGCUACUGUUUUUUAUUUUUGCACAGAUUUUAGAUAAUGCUUUAAUCAUCAUGCUAUUUACUUUCUGCAUACUGCCUAUUGUAGUUUAUCUUACUACAAUUAUGGUAAAUAAAAAGUACCAAAAUUUAAGGAAAAAUCCAAAUAUCCCUAUAAAUCAAUAUGAAUUUGAAAGAAAAUUCAGGCAUCUCCUCAGUGGCGAAAAAGCAACAAAUAAAACCAAAAUUUUGAAUUUAUUCUUAAAAUUUUGAAAAGAAAGCCAAUUUAUUAAGGACAAGUUGUUUGUUAUAUGAGAAUUUAAUUUUUGUUUAGAUAUGCUAAAAGAUGAAAGACUUGCAAGAAUUAAGCUCUCAAAAAUUGCUUAUGCGAAGUCUUCAUUUGAAGGUGAUGUACAGGAAUGAUUAGAUUAGAUUAAGUUCGUGAGGGUCUUCGCGGUUUAUUUCAGCCACUCGCCGCCUUCUCCCACUUCAGCCUCUCGGCCUAGGCAUGGGAUAGCACUUACGCCCUUUUUGUCGACGUCACCAAAAAAUGGUGACGUCAGCGCUCUCGAGGUGACACACCCAGGUACUUCUUGGGGCAACUCCUAUCGGCCAGCCCGUCCGUCCGGAGGUGGGAGACGGUAGGUGUUCUGAAGCCUCCUCCUGUCCUUCAUUAUUACCUUCGUUGUCAGGAGUGUGGGGUUGCCUUUGCGACUCUGGUCUUCUUGUCAUAGGUCGAGGUAAAAACCCUGCCAUGGUGUCCUGGCCAGGGAGAAAAAACCUACCCCGGACACAAAUUCUCCAGGCCCCAUCCCUCUUAGACCCACAAUGCCCGAGGCAGUGGGAGAAGGACGGGUCAGAGUAGUCACCAUUUUUAUUUGUGUAUACAGGAAUGAAGAUUAUUCAAUUGGCUUGUCAGGAAAAAGCACUCUUCAUUUCCUGACACAAGCUAUUUAGAAUAUUUAAAAGAGUUUAGUAGGAUUAGAAGCCAAGAUGAAGAGCUUUGCAUGAUUUUGACUGAAUUACAAGCUGAGUUUUCAUUAAAAAAACCAAGGAUACAAAAAUUGGUAAAUUUAGUGAGGAGGUCGGCCCAGCAUAUUCUUUAUGUAUCAGAUGGGUACAAAAAUUUGAUAGAAAAAUACAAAAAAUUAGAAGCUUUUGAAAUAUAUGCGAGCUAUCUUGACGAUAUACUUACUUCAAUAUGUGAAUUAUUUUAUGGAAUUUUAGAGAUUUUAGUGAAAAAGAAAAAUUAGCUUAGACUUACUCCCCCCCGUGAGUGAACAAAACCAUUGGAAAAAUCCCUAUUUUUUGCCCAAAAACCCACAAAAAUUUUCUUAAUAGAACAAUAUUUUUAUGAAAAAAAAAUUGAUAUAUAAGUGCUAAUUAGUAUAAUGUAAUCUCGAGCUAGUUCUGCUUAUUUUUAAAACAAAUGCGUUUUAAAAAAUAAAUUUUAUAAAUUAAAUUAAUAUUUGCUUCCCAAUUUUUUGCAAAUUAGGAUUUUUUUAAAAAUUUCGAAAAAAAAAUUUCUAAAUUAUUGACAUAUAAAUGGUUUUUAAAAAAAAAAAUUUAACCCCCCUCCAUGAGUGAGCAAAAUUUUUUUGUUCUCUCACAGAGUGGGGAGAGUUAGCAACAUUUUUAAAAAAUAUAUUUUUUGAUAAAUAUUUUCAAGGCUAUUAAUAGGGAGAUUUAGUUAUCAUGAAGAAGCAAAAGCUAUUGUAAGAAAGAAAAACGGAAUUAAUUUUUUUAAUAUAAAUCGUGAUGCAAGAAGCUUAGAAAACUAUGGAAAAGAUCUCGCUGCAAUUCUUGUUUCUUGCUCCGAUGAAAAUUUUGGAACUAUUGUAAGGACCCCCCCCCCCCUCAUUUGUCGAAUUUUCUAGUCUUUUUUUUAUAAGAAUUUUUUUUUUUUCAGGACCCCAUUUGUCCCAAAAUCUAGUCAAAAACGAUUUGUCCAAUUUUCUAGUCUUUUUUUGUAUUUUUUCGAAUGCCCUAAAUUCUAGUUUUUUACUUUAAAAAUACUAGAAAAUGAGACAAUUGAGAUCCUGAAAUUUUUUUUUCUCUAUCAAAAAUUUUGACUAGAAAAUUGGACAAAUGAGGUCCUAAAAACAUUUUUUUUUUCCUAUAAAAAAAACUAGAAAAAUGGACAAAUGAUAAAAGACUAGAAAAUUGGACAAAUGAGGGGGGUCCUUAUAUAUCAAUGAAAAAGCUGCUCAGGUACUAAAAUCAACAGUUGGGAAUAUAUUGGGGUCUUCUAUUAUGAAUUAUAUUCCUCAACCUUAUGAUUCUUUGCAUGAAAAUCUGAUGAGGAAUUUUAUCCUUCAGUGCGACUCAAUAUCACUCUCAACUCAUGAAAAGCUUUUUAUCCAGAGCCACGGUGGGUAUAUAGUUGAGUGCAAUUUUUUAAUAAAAUUGACCGCUUUUCACAAUUGCGCUUAUUUUUUAUUGUUGUUUUAAAAAAAUUUUUCUUUAUAAGCUUAUAUAUAUGAAAAAUCCAAUAAUAGCUAGCAAAAUACUAAUGAAAAAUAUGAAAUGCACUAUAAUUUCAUUUAGACCUGCUCCAAACAUAAGAGAAAUAGCUUUAAUUACUGAUGAAGGCAUUAUUAUGGCUCAUACCGAGUUAUUUUCAUAUUAUCUUACUAAUCAAGAAAAAGACUUAAAAAACAAAAACUUAUCGGAGUUUUUGCCUUUUAGCAAUAUAGAAAAUUUGCAUGAUUUUGAGCCAUGAAUUCUUCCAUAUGGACUAAGUGAGAUGCUUUUAGUUAAAACCAAAAAGCAGAUAAAAAAUAUUUCCUUAAACAUCCUCAUUCUAAUAUAAUUUAGCAUAUUGAAUCAAUUCACUAGAUUAUUUACAAAACUAUAAAAAUAAUCUGGAAUUAUUCUACUAAAGAACCUUAUCAUACAAAUUCAGCAUACACGACGAAAACGAAAUUAAAAAAUGAAAAGAGGGCCAAUCAGAAGACAUCAUUAGGCACUUAGGCUCAUUCCAAAUGCCUACUGAAGAUAACGAAUCAACCAAUAACGUCGUUCCAUUUUUCCCAAAGCAAAAACCUUUUGAAGUAAAAUUCCACUCAAUGAAUUCUCAGUCCACUUCCACAAAACUAGUCGAAAAAACAGAAACUGAUAUUUUUGCUCGCUCAGAUGAAACUUAUAUUGACCAAGGAUACGAAGAAAGCCAGCCUAACGACAAAAGAUCAAAUUCCUCAAAAGCAUCGUCGAUUAAAAACCCAGCUGCAGAACUAUUAAACCAUACCGAAAAAUUGCUGUCAAACACAAAACGAAAAAUAAAAAUAUUGCUGAUUGUACUGUUUCUUGUGGUAAAAAAUAUUUAGAUGUCGUCUGUUAUUAUAACAGUUGUUGGGAUUUUAGCGUAUAUGAAAAAUGAUGUAUUACAUACAAAUGCAUUGAGCUCGUUUAGGCAUUUUGGGGAUUUAAUUUAUGAGUUUGGCCUUUCAGCAGACUUAUCAUUAACUUUAGAUAUUCUAUAUUAAUUUUCUUAAUUUUAUGGUAAAAUGACUGAUUUCUUUAUUUUCCUGAAAAAUAGGCUAAUUAUAUUAAUUUUAUAAAAUGCAGGUUUAAGGCAGCAUACAUUGAUAAAAACUGAUAGCUCUUAUACAAAAAUUGAUAAAGUUGCGGACAGCUUAGAAGGCGUUGUUUUAGAUCUCGAAUAUUUACAAGAAUCAAUUUUUCAAGACUUUGAGAAAUGGAGCUACUGCAAAAGUUAUGAAAUUACCGACAGAUCUGUAAUUCCUCUAUGGAUUUUUGAUGAAAAACGUCCAGAAAUUUUAUUCAAUAACUUAUAUGACGCUAUAGCAAGAUUCAUCACAAAUGUAAUUAUCAUAUAGGGAAAAAAUGUAAUUUCUUCAGUUCGACGAGAAAAAAAUUACGAAAAAUAUGCAAAAUUUUUAUUUGUAAACGGCCUAGGAAACAUGUUCCAUUACUCAAAUCUUACAAUGUCAGAAUUAGUUGACUGUGAAGUCGACAGAGUAAAAAGCACAGGAGAAAUGAUUAAUAUUCUUUUGCUUUUUGGGUUUGGCACUUUAGGGAUUUUGGUUUUAGUAAUUGUGGGGUAUAUAAUACUUGUGUCAAAAAAAUAUGACGAAUUUUGGAAUUUUAUUUUAAAUCACACACAAUUGCAAAUGAUUAUGAUAAGAUGUGCAGCAAUUGAUAGGCUUGCAACAACUCAUGGAGUUGAAAACACUUUUGAUGUAAAUUUAGAUGAUAAAAUAAAGCCAAGCUAUAUAAGAAAAGUCAAAGGCACCUUAUAUAAAGAGUAUAUAAGAAGACUUAUGAUAUUUUUCGUUAUAGCUGCGUCUUAUUACUUGUUAAUUUUCAAUUAUUUGUACCCAAAUCUCGAUCAAACUAUGAUAAAUCGUCCAAAACUGCUUAACAAUUUUAUAAUUCGAAGAUCCCUCCUAUCAAGAUCAUCAAUUUUUUCCCAAAGAAAUUAUCACGAUUUCUAUUAUUACUGUCUCCCAGACCUCUAUAACUCUCCAAAUUCUGAAACAAUCAAAGACCUCACUAUAAAAAAAUUAAAAGAAAAAAAUACCGAAAUAAAUGAACAAAAAUUUUUUAAUUUAAUUUCUUCAGAAUUAAAACGAAGACUGUAUGAGACAAGUGAGGCAACAAUUAAAGAAUUAAAAGAAGGGACUCAGGCUGCGAUUGAUGUAAUUAUUAGAGAUAUUGAAAAUUAUGGAAAUUCUAGCUAUGCUUACGAAGACAGUGUUUUAGAAUUUGCGAGUAAAGUUAAGGUAAUUCAAGAUGAGAUAGGAGAUUAGUUAGAAUAGGUCUGAUGAGAUGCCUUACUGAACUCGGUAAAAGCCUUCCUCUAUAGGUGAGUCCACGUCCACCGGUAACAACCGGAAAUGAGAACCCUGCAGCCUGGAGGAUGGGAACCGUACAGAAAGUCUGUAAGUAGCUGAAAUGUCCUAGUGACAUCUUCGGGUUAGCUCAAUCAUUCUAAUCGCCAUACAAACUAGAAUUCUGAUCAAAAAAUUAAGUACUAAGUAUGAAUUAAGAUUCCAGGCCGAAGUUGCCCAAGACGCUGUAGGUCGAGGAAAAAAAGGUUGCUUAGCCUAGGAUGAGCAUCCUCCUGCAUUCCAAUAAGUUCAACUCUACGGUAACCAAGAGAUCUUGUCACAUUAAUAAAAGUUGAGAUUGGUGAAGAGUUUGAUUUAGCAGAUAGAGACUCAAAAAACAUUAUAGAUAGCCAGCUGAACACUAUUAUAAACACCACAAUCAUUUACUCAGUAGCUCUAAGUGCUUUGUUUUUCUUUUAUUAUUUUCCAUAUUUGAACUUACAAAUGAACCAACUUAAGCUAUUCGCAGUAUUGCCAAGCAUUUUGCCUACACAAAUUGACUAUUAA
Molecule: messenger RNA, 6452 nt
Organism: Blepharisma stoltei
Lineage: Eukaryota; Ciliophora; Heterotrichea; Heterotrichida; Blepharismidae
Source: the annotation of a GenBank genome assembly